AUGGCUAAAGGAGGCGUUGGAAAGGUCGGUAUUUUUGAUGAAUCGAACGAAAGUUGGGAGUCAUACACCGAACGGGUCGAGGUGUGUUUUAUUGCAAAUGGCGUCAAACCAGAAAUCAAAGUGGCCUCGCUGCUUAGUUUGAUUGGUCCUAAAACGUAUGGGUUGCUGAAGAAUCUACUGGCCCCAGCUAAACCAUUAGAUACGGGAUACGAUGAUAUUAUAGCCCUGCUAGAUAAACAUUUAAAUCCCAAACCAUCCGAGAUAGCGGAGAGGUUUCGCUUUCAUAAGAGAGAACAGCGCCCUGGUGAAGAUGUUAUGACUUAUGUAGCAGAAUUACGCAAGUUACCAAUUCAUUGUAAUUUUGGAGAUACCCUCCAGAUCACAAUAAGGGAUCGCCUAGUUUGUGGUUUACGCCAGGAAGCUAUUCAACGUAAACUUCUAGCUGAAACGACACUAACAUUAGACACUGCUAUUCAGACUUCGGUUGCCAUGGAAACGGCAGGGAAGGACGCAGUUGAACUCCAACGAUCACAUAAUGACAAAGCAACGCCUGUAAACAAAAUAAAGGCACACUACAGUGGUAAUAAACAGAGCCAUGGUAAACACUUUUCUCGCAAAAACAGUGAUAGGUCUACUAACUCCACACAAAGUCCUAAACAUUACAAGAAAUGUUUUCGAUGUGAAGGUACCCAUGAUGCCAGUACAUGCACGUUCAUAUCCACAAUAUGUCGGUAUUGUUCUAAGAAAGGGCAUAUCGAAAAAGCAUGCUUGUCUAAAAAACGAGAACAUAAACAUGUGAAAUAUGUCAAAGAGGGAAGUGACGAUGACCUUAACCCAGAAGAACCAUUGUACUACAUCAAUCGAAUGGAGAAUGGACGCCCUGAUCCUAUCCGUAUCAGACCAAAUAUUGAGGGAACAAUGAUAGACAUGGAACUCGAUACAGGAAGUACAGUCACAUUGAUUUCUCAGGACUUGUACAAGGAACAUUUCUGUCAUAUACCACUACAUGAGACCACAAUAAGGUUGAAGACCUACUCUGGAGAAAAUAUCAAACCCCUUGGUGAGAUACGCGUUUCGGUUAACCUGUACAAUCAGACAGCAACAAAGAAUCUGUUAGUAGUACCGCAACAAGGCCCAGCAUUGUUUGGUAGAGACUGGCUUAGAACAUUUCAAAUUGAUUGGCAUGACAUUAAAGUACAUGUAUUGAGAUUGUCGUCCACACCGACUGAACUUCUGAACAUUCUCGAUGAACACAAAGCAGUAUUCUCAGAGGGAAUUGGAAAACUUAAAGGUAUCAAAGGUAGUAUUACUCUAGAGGAGAAUGCUCAACCUAAAUUCCAUAAAGCUCGCCUUGUACCAUACACAUUGAAACCCAAAGUUGAAGCAGAACUUCAGAGGUUGGAACAGCAGGGAAUUAUCAUACCUGUCAAUCACAGUAAAUGGGCAGCACCUAUAGUACCGGUUGUGAAGAAAUCAGGCCAGGUACGAGUAUGUGGGGAUUAUAAAGUCACCCUGAAUCCAGUCAUGAAGGUUGAACAGUACCCCUUGCCCCGCAUCGAGGAUAUAUUCUCAUCUCUGGCUGGAGGACAACGGUUUUCGAAAAUAGACUUAACGCAGGCAUAUUUGCAGAUGGAGAUGGAAGAUUUGUCUAAAGAACUGUUGACAAUCAACCCACACAAAGGUCUUUUUCAAUAUAACCGUUUACCCUUUGGUGUAGCCUCUGCCCCGGCAUUAUGGCAGCGAGCCAUGGACCAAAUCCUUCAAAACGUUCCAUUUACCUCAUGCAUCCUGGAUGAUAUGAUUAUUAGCGGUCGUACUGACGAGGAACAUCUACAAAAUUUGAGAACUGUACUACAGAGAUUGGAAGGGUAUGGGUUAAAGGCAAACUUGGACAAGUGUGACUUUUUCAAAGAAAAGGUUACUUAUUGUGGACACAUCAUCAGUCAGGAUGGUCUCCAAAAAUCGCCGGACAAAGUGGAUGCUGUUCUGAACGCUCCGAUACCUGAAAACCAACAGCAACUACGCUCAUUUCUAGGUUUGGUAAACUACUACCGCCGAUUUUUACCUGACUUAUCGACAGUCGAAGGACCACUAAAUGAACUUCUUCACAGUGACAGUACCUGGAAAUGGACCACAGCUUGCGAGGAAUCAUUUAGAGAGGUUAAAACUCUGAUCACAUCUAACCGUGUACUAUGCCAUUACGACCCAGAACUACCAGUAAAACUCGCGUGCGACGCAUCACCAUAUGGUCUAGGAUGUGUUCUCUCUCAUACCAUGAAAGAUGGCGAAGAGCGGCCUAUUGCAUUUGCCUCACGCUCAUUGACCAAAGCAGAGAAAGGUUACUCACAGAUUGACAAAGAAGCAUUGAGUUUGUUUUGGGGUGUUCAGAAGUUUAAUACAUACUUAUAUGGUAAACACUUCACACUAGUGACUGACCACAAGCCCCUUGUUCAAAUUCUACAUCCGCACAAGUCCAUACCAGCCAUGACAGCUGCCAGGCUUCAACGAUAUGCUGUGUUUUUGUCGGAACAUUCCUAUGAUAUCGAGUACAAAAACACUACAAAGCAUUGUAACGCGGACGCGCUUUCGCGGCUUCCAUUGAAAGGUAGUUCAGACGGAGCUACGGACCCUGUGGACCUUUUCUACACUGCACAGAUCGAAACACUACCUGUAACUAGUGCACAAAUUCGUCAUGAGACAUCUCGAGAUUCCACGUUAUCUCGAGUGUACGACAUGUUAAUGUUGGGAACAUUGAAGAAAACAGAUGACCCUGAUAUCAUACCUUACAUAAAUCGACAGGAUGAACUUUCCGUACAUCAAGGUUGUAUAGUAUGGGGUAACCGUGUAAUAAUACCAAGUGGCCUACAGGAAAGAGUUCUUACAGAACUACACGAUGGACAUCCAGGAGUGGUCCGGAUGAAAUCUGUUGCGAGAUCCUAUGUUUGGUGGCCAAACAUUGAUAAACAAAUUGAACAGUUGUGUAGUUCAUGUCUAGGAUGUCAACGAUCGGGACACAUGCCGAAAUCUGCACCAGUACACCCUUGGGAGUGGCCUUCCAACCCAUGGCAACGGAUACAUGUUGAUUUCGCAGGGCCUUUCAUGAACUUCAUGUUUUUAAUAGUUAUUGAUGCGCAUUCCAAAUGGCCUGAGGUAUUCAUCAUGAGAUCCACUACAACCACGCUCACCAUCGAGUUACUACGCAAUUUAUUUGCUCGUCAUGGUAUUCCUGAGCAAUUAGUCUCAGAUAACGGACCUCAGUUCAUUUCUGAGGAGUUUCGUCAAUUUAUGAAGCAGAAUGGUAUUCGACAUAGUACAUCAUCACCAUAUCAUCCGCGUACGAACGGACAAGCGGAACGUUUCGUCCAAACUUUCAAACAAGCCAUGAAAAACGCAAAGGAUGAAAAACGUACAUUACAGCAAAAACUGAGUGUAUUUCUAUGCAAGUACAGAUCAACACCACAUGCUAUGACGAAUGAGACACCCGCUAAGUUGCUCUUAGGCCGAAAUAUAAGGACACGGCUCGACAUUAUGAAACCUGAUUUGUCAGCUAGGGUAUCAUACGGACAAGACCGCAUGAAAUUGUCGCGUCACACAGGAGAAACUGUCCGACAGUUUUCUAAAGGCCAAAGUGUGAUGGUACGCGAUUAUCGUUCGUCAGACAGGAAGUGGAUUCCUGCAUCUAUCCACACCAAAACAGGACCUCUGUCCUACACUAUUGACACUGGAACAGGAACUCUAUGGAGACGUCAUACAGACCAGCUUCGUGCUUGUACUGUUAAACCAUCAGAGACGGAUGUCACUACAAUAAACUUACCGGAACCGGAAGUCGGUCCUAUUACACCGGAAGUAUCAUCGACUCAUCAGUCAUCUGAUAAAGCAACUAUUUCUGACGGGAAGGAGGAAGUGGUACCUGUGAUGCCUACACCUAAGCAAAAACAGACAAUCAUUUCCAAAUCAUCCCCAUGUGUGAUGGGAGAAUGGACAGCCCAGGGCACAGUGCCCAGUAUUACACAUAUACAGCAAUGGAAAAUGACAAAGAAAAUCAUCAAAGUUGUCACCUUGGACAAAAGAGAAGCUGACAGAAAAAGUGGAAACAUGGAGAAACUUGGUUUCCAGAAGACCAUGGAAAUGCUGUCAGGUUGUGGAUGCUGUGACUGA
Messenger RNA from Pecten maximus, 4158 nucleotides. RefSeq lists its product as uncharacterized. The transcript has 2 exons. Gene Ontology annotation, molecular function: nucleic acid binding. NCBI's taxonomy places the organism in Eukaryota, Metazoa, Mollusca, Bivalvia, Pectinida, Pectinidae. The record is from RefSeq and is a predicted model, not a curated record. The coding region runs from base 1 to 4158 and encodes 1385 amino acids. Gene Ontology annotation, biological process: DNA integration.